CAUACAUGUACCUAUCUUCAGCGACUAAAAGUAUUUUAUUUAAAAUUUAAAAAAUUAUAACAUAAAUGAACAUAGGUAAAUCAAAUUUAAUAUUUACCAUGGAAAUUAAACAGGAAACUAGUGAAAAAACUUGUAAAAUAGAAAUAGAUAAUGAGGCAGGUGUUAAUCUUUUGGAUGUUUUCAAAAUUGAAAUUAAAGAAGACCCCAAGAAAGAAAGUGCCUAUGAAACAUUUGUUUAUUUAGACUUAAAUGAAUUUCCUGUAAACACUAAAGUAGAAAAAGAUGAAUAUAAAUUUACUCUAUUUGAAGAAAAGCAAACAACAAAUGAAGAAAGUUGUUCACAGGAAGAUAAUAAAAUGAAAAUUAUGGAAACAUCACAUUCAACUCAUAAAGGAAAAUAUACAGGUCAAUAUGCUGAGGGAAAAAUAUUAAAUAAAAAUAUGAAACCUGCAACUGGGCAAAGAUCGUACAAAUGUGAAAUUUGUUUUAAGCAGUUUUCACGAAAGGAUAUUUUGAGAAAACAUUCUAUAAUGCACACUGGAGAAAAACCUCACAAGUGUGAAAUUUGUUUUAAGCAGUUUUCCCGAAUUGAUGCUUUCAGAAAACAUUCGAUAACGCACACUGGAGAAAAACCUCACAAGUGUGAAAUUUGUUUUAAACAGUUUAGUGCAGCAGGUAAUUUAAAAAGACAUUUGAGGGUGCACACUAGAGAAAAACCCCACAAGUGUGAAAUUUGUUUUAAACAGUUUAGUCACGCAAGUAAUGUAAAAAGACAUUUGAGAAUGCACACUGGAGAAAAACCUCACAAGUGUGCAAUUUGUUUUAAACAGUUUACCCAAGCAAAUAGUUUAAAAACACAUUCGAGAGUGCACACUGGAGAAAAACCUCACAAGUGUGAAAUUUGUUUUAAACAGUUUAACCAAGCAAUUAGUUUAAAAACACAUUUGAGAACGCAUACUGGAGAAAAACCUCACAAGUGUGAAAUUUGUUGUAAGCCGUUUACUACUAUAGGGCAGUUGACAGUUCACUUGAGAACGCACACUGGGCAAAAACCUUACAAGUGUGAAAUUUGUUUUAGGAAGUUCAAUCAAGCAAGUAAUUUAAUAGCACAUUUGAGAGUGCACACUGGAGAAAAACCGCACAAGUGUGAAAUUUGUUGUAAGCCGUUUACUACUAUAGGUCAGUUGACAGCUCACUUGAGAAUGCACACUGGGCAAAAACCUCACAAGUGUGAAAUUUGUUUUAAACAGUUUAAGCAAGCAAGUAAUUUAAAAGCACAUUUGAGAGUGCACACUGGAGAAAAACCGUACAAGUGUGAAAUUUGUUUUAAGCAGUUUACUACUAUAGGUCAGUUGAAAGUCCACUUAAGAACGCACACUGGUAUAAAGAAAUAAGGCUGGACUACCCUAGUGAUGUGGUUGAUUAAUCACGCACAACAUAUUUCCCAUUAAAACCUUUAUUGUUUUCUCGGUAAAUUUAGUACCUAACGGUUCCUCGUACCCAAUUGACGAUGAAAUGUACUUGUUCUCAACAGUAGCAACCCACCGAAACUGACUCGUCUGACCCACUAAUGACUCAAAUCUGAUCUCAAUCUCAACAUGUUAUCUUUAUUUAUCAAUACGUCAUUGUGUAAAUAUGUUUGUCUAUAGUUUUUCAUUACUGUUUCAGUUUAUUAAAGUAUAUGUCUGAUGUUUAUUGUUUUAUAAAUAAAGAUCUAAUGAUUA
This is a messenger RNA of Diabrotica virgifera virgifera (western corn rootworm), 1724 nucleotides long. Its product is annotated as zinc finger protein 664-like. Gene Ontology annotation, cellular component: nucleus. NCBI's taxonomy places the organism in Eukaryota, Metazoa, Arthropoda, Insecta, Coleoptera, Chrysomelidae. Gene Ontology annotation, molecular function: DNA-binding transcription activator activity, RNA polymerase II-specific; RNA polymerase II cis-regulatory region sequence-specific DNA binding. Gene Ontology annotation, biological process: regulation of transcription by RNA polymerase II. The record is from RefSeq and is a predicted model, not a curated record. The transcript is spliced from 2 exons. The coding region runs from base 66 to 1394 and encodes 442 amino acids.